Sipha flava (yellow sugarcane aphid) is the source of this 1367-nucleotide messenger RNA. RefSeq names its product UDP-glucuronosyltransferase 2A3-like. The transcript has 3 exons. The annotation marks the transcript as partial. The record is from RefSeq and is a predicted model, not a curated record. Gene Ontology annotation, molecular function: UDP-glycosyltransferase activity. NCBI's taxonomy places the organism in Eukaryota, Metazoa, Arthropoda, Insecta, Hemiptera, Aphididae.
AAACAACGUGUAAAAGCUAAAGUCGAACAGUCGCAAUGCUUAUCUCGUUGUUGAACCGGACGAAAUACGAUCGUUCGUGUGUUUGACGUUGUUGCUGCUGUCGCUUUGUUUACAUUUGAUCAACGGAAUAAUUAAAUCCAUAGCCAUGUCACCGAACAAUGGUUCAGCGACAGCGGUGCUCGUCGCACUGUUGUGCGUAGCAGCCCUGGUACCGGCACCGGCGACGGGGGCGAUGAACGUGUUGGCGGUGCAGACCGUAGCGGGUAAGAGCCACUGGAACGUGAUGAGCGCGGUGCUGCGCGCGCUGACCGACCGCGGGCACAACGUCACCGUGUUCACACCGUUCUUGGACGGCGACCGGGACCGCUAUACCGAGGUACACGUGCGCGACGGCGUCUUGAUGGGCGCUGUAGGGAUGGACGCGAUGGAACUGAUCCGGGACAUCGGCACCACGUCAGCCGUGAUGACCGUAAUGGCGAACUUCACGCGAGCUAGUUGCGAGACGAUUUUCCAACAUCCUCGGAUGGCGGACACCCUGCGCAACGGCAGCGGUUCCUCGGCCGGCUUCGACGUGGUCGUCAUCGAGCCAAUGCUGUCCGAGUGCGUGUCAUACGUAGCCACAGAGCUACGUGUCCCGUUGAUUUACGUCGUACCGUCGCCGAUCCUCACCUACUUGGAACGCUCGUUGUUCGGUCACGUCCCCAAUCCCGCGGUCGUCGCACAUGUCCUGUCUAGUCACGGCGUGCCCAAAACGUUCACCGAACGCUUAACCAACACACUGCUGACCGUUCACUGUUCGUUAAGAAAGUGGUACGCUGAACGCCGGCAAAGGCUGUCCAAUCCUCAACCGUUCGACCGGGUCGAUCUCGUCAAACCGUCGUUGACGUUCACCAACACCCAUUUCAUCACCGAGCCCGCUCGGCCGUUGACGCAAGACAUCGUGCAAAUCGGCGGCAUACACCUCGCCCAACCCAAAGGGAUACCAAAAGACAUUCUGGAAUUCAUCGAAGGAUCUCCACACGGAGUAAUUUAUUUUACGUUCGGGUCUGUAGUGUUGAUGUCGUCGCUACCGGAGCACGUUCAGAACGCGUUUAAAGAAGUAUUGGCUCAAGUUCCACAGAGGGUUUUAUGGAAGUACGAGGGUGAGAUGAAAGACAAACCGGAUAACGUGAUGACCAACAAUUGGUUUCCGCAACGUGACGUGUUAUUGCAUCCUAAAGUGAAAUUGUUCAUCAGUCACGGUGGUAUAUCAGGAGUGUAUGAAGCUGUAGACGCUGGCGUACCCGUACUAGGAUUUCCGUUUUAUUUCGAUCAACCGAGGAAUCUGGAAAACUUGGUGGACGCAGGCAUGGCGAUUUCCAUGGACC